AUGCACUUUCUCUCCCGGUCGCAACUCUCCUCUGCCGUUAAACUCUUCCCGCCAAAAUUCGCACUCUGUCUCCCUUCUAAAACAGAGGACUCUGGUUUCGGAGACCUUUUCAUCGGCGGAGGUUCGUACUUCCUCCCGCCGUACCAGUACGACGCUUCUCGCCUCUUCACCACUGUCUCGCUCAUCUCCAACGAAACCUCCUUUGAUGAAUACUUCUUUCAAGUCAAGUCAAUAGAAAUCGACGAAAAGGCGGUUCCUCUGAAGAGUCCGAUGAUACUCUCUAAGCUCAGCACGGUGGUUCCGUUCACUGUUCUACAUCAUUCGAUUUACGAACCUUUUGUUAAAGAGUUCAAAUCCAAGGCUUCGUCGAGGAAGAUGGUCGAAGCAAAGGCAAAGGUAUCUUCUUUCGAGGUGUGUUAUAGAGUGAAGAAAGGGUUUAACAUGGAAGAUGUUCCGGUGAUUGAUCUGACGGUGGGGAGUGGUGGCCGUAGAUGGAGAAUCUACGGACGGAAUUCGAUGGUAGUUGUGAAGAAAGGAGUGAUGUGUUUGGCGUUUGUGAGAGGAGGAGGAGGAGAAGAUAGAGAAGAGAUGGUGAUUGUUGGAGGGUAUCAGAUGGAAGAUAGUUUGGUGGAGAUUGAUCUUCAAUCAUCGAAGCUUAGUUUUACAUCUUCUCUUCUUAGAUAUAACACUUCUUGUUCUCAUUUUAGACCAGUUUCAACAGAUAUUGGUGGCCGGGUGGCGUAUACAAAACAAGUCGUAAUUAGUUAA
Messenger RNA from Camelina sativa (false flax), 768 nucleotides. Lineage: Eukaryota; Viridiplantae; Streptophyta; Magnoliopsida; Brassicales; Brassicaceae. The record is from RefSeq and is a predicted model, not a curated record.